AUGUCUGGCCCUAACGGCACGAUCAAUGUUCGGAGGAGCACGAAGAAAGCCUACCAGGCCGAAGUGGCAAACGUGGAACUCGCUGAGGCCGCGUUGGCCUCCGCCGAGCUCGCCAAGAUAAGAAAACAGGGCGCGCCCGCUGAGCUCGUAGCGCGCCCCAGGAGGCCAGAGAAGGGCGACAGCCGUGUGCAGGAGUACGGCGGCCGCAUGACUUUCUCCGUCGUGGUGACCUCCCUCAUGGCCGCCUCUUGCGGCCUCAUCUUCGGCUAUGACUCUGGCGUCACAGGUGGCGUGACACAAAUGGAAUCGUUCCUGAGCAAGUUCUUCCCGGAAGUGCAGAGCAGAAUGAAGAGCCCGAAGCGUGACGCAUACUGCAAGUACGACAACCAGUGGCUCACCGCCUUUACAUCGUCCUUGUUCAUCGCCGGCACUCUAUCAUCGUUGGUGGCGAGCCGAGUCACGAGGAGUGUGGGCCGCCAGGCAAUCAUGCUGAUUGGCGGUGUCAUGUUCCUUGCCGGCUCGAUCAUCAACGCCGCGGCCGUCAACAUCGCCAUGCUCAUCAUCGGCCGGAUUCUACUCGGUUUUGGUCUUGGGUUCACAUUACAGGCAGCUCCUGUGUACCUCUCUGAGACAGCGCCGGCGCGGUGGCGAGGCGCAUUCACGUCGUCGUACAACACGUUCGUCGUCAUCGGCAUACUGUCCGCUACCAUCACCAACUACUUCACCAACCGCAUCCCUGGCUGGGGAUGGCGCCUCUCCCUCGGCCUAGCAGCCGUUCCGGGCGUCAUCAUCGUCGUGGGAGCCUUCUUCAUCCCGGACACCCCCAGCAGCCUCGUCCUGCGAGGCCAGCCCGACCGAGCCCGCGCGGCGCUGCAGCGUAUCCGCGGAGAUGGCACCAACAUCGAUGCCGAGUUCAAGGACAUCGUCCGCGCCGUGGACGAGGCACGCCGGAACAACGUCGGCUCUUUCCGGAGGCUAUUCAGCAAGCAGUACCGGCACUACCUGGCCGUGGGGCUGGCCAUACCCAUCUUCUUCGAGUUCACCGGCAUGAUCGUCAUCGCCGUAUUCUCGCCUGUGCUGUUCCGCACGGUGGGGUUCAACAGCCAGAAGGCCAUACUUGGUUCUGUGAUAAACAGCAUGACAAACUUGGUAGCCACAGUUCUGUCCACCUUCGUUAUGGACCGCACCGGCCGUAGGUUCCUGCUCAUCGUUGGGGGCAUCGGCAUGAUGUUCUGCGAGGUGGCCAUCUCAUGGGUGAUGGCGGGCCAUCUCGGGAAGCACCAAGGGGUGACGAUGCCGCAUGGCUACGCGACCGCUGUGCUGGUCCUCAUCUGCCUCUGCACGUUCAGCUUCGGUGUGUCGUGGGCACCGCUCAGAUGGGUGGUGCCGAGCGAGAUCUACCCGGUGGAGAUCAGGUCGGCCGGGCAGGCCAUGAGCAUCUCUGUCGCACUGUGUCUCUCCUUCGUGGAGUUGCAGGUGUUCAUCGCGUUGCUCUGCGGCAUGAAGUUUGUCAAGCAGGAUGCCAACCAUGAAAGCCAAAUCACCAGGUCGAGCACGACCAUGGAUGGCAUCCAGGAGAUGAUUGAGAAGCUUGGUUUGAAGGAGGAUGACUUGGAUGAUGUUAUGUUUGAGGAGGAAGAGGCGCCGACGGAGACUGAUGUUAGAUGGAUGGCCAUAGCCUAUGUCCACAAGGAGAAGACAUAUAGUUAG
Molecule: messenger RNA, 1710 nt
Organism: Triticum turgidum subsp. durum (durum wheat)
Lineage: Eukaryota; Viridiplantae; Streptophyta; Magnoliopsida; Poales; Poaceae
Source: the annotation of a GenBank genome assembly